GUAAUAUAUAUCUUAUAUAACUAUUUUAACAAAUGUCAUUUAUAUUUAUCAACUGCGCAAUUUCUUUUUCUCAUUGAAAUAUAAUAACGUCGUAGUCUAUUUUUUUAUUGGUAAAGCCCUGAAACCUUCAAUAAGGCUUGGUAAACAACCACGUUUAUACAACUGUAAUAAUCAAUAAAACUAUCAUGAAAAGUAAAGUAAAACUGAUAACUUUUGAUGCUACAAAUACUUUACUAAAAUUAUGUGUAUCACCAUGGAAAUACUAUGCAAAUGUAGCAGAAAAAUAUGGCUAUCAAAUACAUGAAGAUGAAAUUAAGAAACAGUUCCUAUACACUUAUAAAAUGUUGACGAUAAGGCACCCUAAUUUUGGAAAAGAAUCUAUAUUAUGGGAAAAUUGGUGGAGUGAAAUUGUUCAAGGAACUUUUGCAGAGAAGAUAAAGGAUAAUGAGCAUAUUAAAUGUAUUGGUAAUAAACUUAUACAAGACUAUAAGUCACCAAAAUGCUGGUGUCCUGCAGAUGGUGCCGUUGAUAUUUUAGAACAUGUAAAGUCACAAUGUGAUAUAGGGAUUGUGUCUAAUUUUGACCCACGUCUACAUGAGAUAUUAGAGAAUUUGAAUUUGAGUUCAUAUUUCAAGUUUAUUCUGACCUCAUACGAAAUUGGUUAUAGCAAGCCUGAUAAAAAAAUUUUUGAAUCAGCUAUUGAACAUAGUAAAUUAAAUCUAUUUACAGAUGAAUGCUUACAUAUUGGAGAUGAUUACAAGAAAGAUUAUCUUGGGGCUAAAAAAGCUGGAUGGCAAGCUAUCCUUGUUACAAACAACAUUAGUGGCCUAGGUGAUAUAAACCCGUUGCACUAUUUCAAAAAUUUACAUGAAUUGAAAACGGCAAUAGAAUUUCAGAACAAAUUUAGUUAAUUGUACAAGUUUAGACUAUCAAUAAGUGCAAUAUUGUUUUGUUAUCAAAACUAUUUGUAUAAAAUAUAGGAUUUGUAUUUUUAUUAUUUAAGCUUAUAGCAAACAAUAUUUAGUAAUUAUUAUUUAUUGUAAUAAAAGUUUUAAAACUUA
Messenger RNA from Pieris napi, 1061 nucleotides. RefSeq names its product rhythmically expressed gene 2 protein-like. The transcript has a single exon. The record is from RefSeq and is a predicted model, not a curated record. NCBI's taxonomy places the organism in Eukaryota, Metazoa, Arthropoda, Insecta, Lepidoptera, Pieridae. The coding region runs from base 186 to 911 and encodes 241 amino acids.